ACCAUCAACCCUAUCGCAACAGAGCCGCCAUUAUUCUGUCAAGCCGCUGUCCCUCCCUUUUGUACUUCUAAUGACAUGUCCUCGCAAUGUUCUACAGUCACGAAAUUCUCACUAGCCGCCAGUAUGGCGUGGCCACCAUCUGGCUGGUGGCCACGAUCGGCUCGAAAUCAAGCACCAAGAAGGUGACGCGUAAGGCCAUCCAGGAUGUAGACGUGCGAAAGGCCUGUGAGAAGAUCUUGGAGCCCGGCGCCCCCAUCGCACUGCGCUUGCAGGGUAAUUUACUCUAUGGUGUCUCGCGUGUCUAUCACCAGCAAUGCGACUACAUGCUCACGGAUGCUGCUAAAAUCCAAAUGCAUAUGAAUAUGUUCUUCAAGAAAUUCGGAGCAAAUCUCGUUGACGAGGAUGCGGGGCGAGGAAGAUCAGAAAAUCUCAUCAUCAUGGAUGACCCAGAAUUUAUCCCAAUGCCCCAGAUCCCCGACUUCGACGUCCAAGAGUUCGUGUUGAGCCAGCAUACCGACAAGACCUCAUCGCAGAUGUCUCCGCACUCCUUGCUGUCAGGAGGUUCGGGAGGUUCAGGUCCAGAAGGCUUUCCACUUGAGUUCAACCUUCGUCAUUCUGAUUCAUCCAGCGCUCGCGCCUCCCCUCACGGUCUCCAAGGUCUUCAGGGAUUAUCUUCUGCGCAGAAGCCAGCAGCCAUGGACGAUGGCGAAAAUAUCUUCGGCUGGUCGGACAACGCGGGUGCCGGAGAUUUUGGAAUGGAAAUCGACGAAUUCGGCAACAUCAUGGAGAGGAGCGGCCCGGAUCCAGCCCUCGUCCAGGGUGACUUUAAUUUCGAUUUCGACUUGCCGGUGAUGCCCAGCAUUGAAGGUACCGGAAAUGCUCCACAGCCACACAUUGACAAUCAAGGAGACGUCCUCAUGGUGGAUGAACAACCCUUGCCCGAUGCUGAAGCUUUGCCUGAGCGCCAAAACAGGCAUAAGCAGAAGGAGGCCGACCCGUUCGCGGCAUCCGAAGAACCUGUCGACCAGCCUGCCCCAAAACAACGUCGCAAGAAAAAGCUCAAGGUCAUUCACGCAGACGAGGAGACCAUCAUCUCACGCAAUGUCAUCAGAGAGUGGCAAGACAACUACCUCGAAAACUGCGGCACGCGCAAGCCGCAGUCUGUCAGCACAGCACAAGCGAGACGAAAUGCCAUGCAGCUGACAUUCGGCCUAGGAAUCGCCAAUAUUGGAGAGAACAUCGGCCUCCCCAACCUCUACCAUCCCCUAAUUAAGAAAUUUUCAGGCGAUUCUCUAUUCACAGCAGUCACAGGCCUUGAGGUCUUUGAGAAGAGCCACCGUGGAAAGCGUCUGCGAUCUGCAUCUGAGUCCAUCGACGUUUUCCAGGAUGAAGCCCGCCGCGUGCGACCACGAGUCGAAGAGGGAGGCGUGGAGGAACAGCCAGGAGAAGGCCGAGGUGCAGCAGUAAACGACAUCUUCGAUAUGGGACUGCAGCCAAGCCCUCCCGAGGUCGGCAGAGAGGCUCGACCCUCUAUGGACGACCACCCCUCGUCCGCCAUGCCCUGGAACCGCAACUCGUCCGCCAUACCCGGCUCCUCGAUCCGCCCACCUGGCUCAGCCCAACCACAGUUAGGUCGCGACCAACCCUCCAGCCCACUUGCCAAGCGCGGCUCCGUCGACGAAAUCCACCGUUACAGCGAUGACAUGCCCGUAGGCGACGCCGACAACUUCAACUUCGGCUCGGGCGACGGCCUGCACUCGGCCGACUCAUCCUUCGACGGCAUGCCACCUCCUCCCCUUCCCAAAACCCCUUCAAAGCGACAAUCUCAAAGCGAAAGCCAAUACGCGCGCGAGCUGCUCGACCGUGAGGGCGCCAAUUUCCUGGGUUUCAUCGAGACGGAGAUGGAGGAGAAUGGCGAGCGGCGCCACGAGGAGGACUAUUUGCUGCGCCGUAAGUGGCUGACCUUUGACGAUGUCUUCGUGCCUCGAUUGACGAACCGCACCACGGCCGCGCAGGCGUUUUACCAUGUCCUGACGCUAGUCACCAAGGGGAAGAUGCUGGUGGAGCAAGAUGGAGCGCAAAACGAGCCGUUUGGGGCCAUUCACGUCGGGGUUAAGGAGUCUUGAGCUCCUUUCAAGACGAUGGUGCGGUAUGCCACGAUUCUGUCUGAAAGGGUAGACGUGUAGGAGUUGCCUUUCCUCGCUCCUUCUUUUCAUCUGUUUUACUGUUUGUUGUGCGAUUGUUACU
Messenger RNA from Pseudomassariella vexata, 2247 nucleotides. Its product is annotated as Rec8 like protein-domain-containing protein. Gene Ontology annotation, molecular function: chromatin binding; protein binding. The record is from RefSeq and is a predicted model, not a curated record. The transcript is spliced from 4 exons. Gene Ontology annotation, biological process: replication-born double-strand break repair via sister chromatid exchange; synaptonemal complex assembly; mitotic sister chromatid cohesion. The coding region runs from base 87 to 2126 and encodes 679 amino acids. Lineage: Eukaryota; Fungi; Ascomycota; Sordariomycetes; Amphisphaeriales; Pseudomassariaceae. Gene Ontology annotation, cellular component: synaptonemal complex; cohesin complex.